Phytomonas sp. EM1 is the source of this 1017-nucleotide messenger RNA. NCBI's taxonomy places the organism in Eukaryota, Euglenozoa, Kinetoplastea, Trypanosomatida, Trypanosomatidae. The record is from the annotation of a GenBank genome assembly.
AUGUCCGUUCAGAUUUCACUUAUUUGUUUUGUGGCGUACACUUUGCUGGCAAAUUGCUUUAUACGCCUUAUAUGUUUCUUUAAAAGACAGAACGAACGGCUCAAGAAAAAGUUUACAUAUCCUUUAGAUAUAGUAGCGCAUCGAGGGGGAUCUCUUAUAGGCCCAGAAAAUACCUUAUAUGCUUUUGAAAAGGCAUUGAACAAUGGUGGAGCUAACGUCCUAGAAAUGGACGUGUGGUUAUCGUUGGAUAAAAAAAUAGUUGUUUCACAUGAUGACGAGCUGGGUCGCACUUGUGGAGAAAGGUAUCGUAAUGUAAAAAUAUCCCAGCUUGUCGUAGGGGACUUUCCAAAUAACACAUUACCCCAGUGUGCAAGGUCUAUCGCCUUACAUUUCAAAAAUGGGAAUAUUAUGGAUUACAAAGCAUCAGACGAUGUACCCAUAGAUGAGCUCACUCGCGUGUGCUUGCUAACUGAAGUUUUCGAGAGAUUUCCUGGAGUACCCAUGCAUGUCGAUAUAAAGGCGUUGGGUGCCGAAGCAGUUUAUAUAGUUCUUGAUAUGAUUCGAAAGUUUCGCCGUGAAAGUUACACCAUUGUUGGAAGCUCUGUAACUGAAAAUAAGAUGUACAUAAAGGACUACUUCACUAAAAAUACUGCAAUACGACCAAAGUUUCGUAUUUUUGCAAACACAAGCGACUUUAUGUACGUUUAUCUUUUUUAUUACUUAGGACUGCUGCCUUUCUGUAAACUAGAUUUUGACGUAUUUUCGAUUCCUGUCUACACGACCUCUAUGCGUGAAGAAGCGCAAACAGAACAUGGUUAUGUAGCUUCGUUAAUGGCGUCGUUUUUCUUUACAUCACCAAGUUUAUGGAGAUAUCUUCAAUAUCGCGGCAUUGCAGUUUUGGGGUGGGUUGUCAACGGCGAAUCGAAUUUGGCUGAGGCUGCCCUAUGGCCUCUAAAUGGUAUCAUUACUGAUGAUCCAGUGUGUUUGUUUAAUUCUAUGAAAUCUAAAAAGAUGUAA